Paramecium tetraurelia is the source of this 1005-nucleotide messenger RNA. RefSeq lists its product as uncharacterized. The record is from RefSeq and is a predicted model, not a curated record. NCBI's taxonomy places the organism in Eukaryota, Ciliophora, Oligohymenophorea, Peniculida, Parameciidae. The transcript has 4 exons.
AUGAGUUUAAUUUUAAAGAAUAACAUUGUUUUUCCAAUUUUUAAACAUCAAGAAACUCUUACUUACCAAAAUAGAUAAAAGUCAACUCAUGUCGCUUAAAGAGUUGAUACCUCUUCUCCAUUUAAUCGUUUAGCAUCUCCAUAAAACAGGACCAUAAAUUUAAGCCCUUAAAGAGCAUAGAGUAUAAAAAUUAGUCCUAGAAAUAAAUAAAAUAGUUUUAUCACUCCAAAACCUAUUAGAUAUGAAGAAAAUCAUAGUCUGUAAUGUUAUUUAAACCAUUUGAACUCCAUGAGUGCUUUGAAAUCGCCAAGAAAAGUGAUUCCAUAAUCGACAGAAAACAGAAUGAUUUUACAAAGAGUUAAAUCAAUAAAGGAGUCAUCCAAUAAACGGAAGAAGGUUAGUUUGUUGGAAACAGUCCAUAAUCCAAAUGCUUAUUAAUAUAAAAAGUUUACUGAGCAGCUCUACAAUUUAAUCCACAACCUCCAUUAAUUAAAAGAUUAUUUGAAUAAUUAAAGAAAGCUUUUUUAAGUUGUUAAAAAUUUGAUUGGCAUCAAAAAAAAUCUUUAUAGAAUAUUAAUUAAGCCAUAAACAGAGGAAUUGCAUGAUUUCUCAGAGAUAUCUCGAUUGUGUUGCAUCAAAGAUGUGCAAUUCAUAAAUGGGGAAUAGAGAGUCAUAGAAAAAUUCGAUUUAUCAUUAAUGGAAGACCUAAUCUACAUGACUGAUUCGAUUAAACAAUUAUUACUAUAAAAUCAAUUGAAAGCCAUCAAUAGGAUGAGUGACAAUAUUAGAGUUGAAUAAAGUGAAAUUAGUAAAUUGAAAGGAUAACUUGGAAUUCGUGAACAAAAUCACUCCUUAUCGAUUGAAUCAUUGGCAAUGAAGAAAUUCUAACCACAUCUAGAACUAAAAUGCAUUGAAUAAAAGCUAGGUUAAAUGAAUUACAUUCCUAAACAAGUAAGAGAGACCUCUGAAUUGCUUUGUGAUAUCGUCGACAAAUUGAAUGGAUGA